Bufo gargarizans (Asiatic toad) is the source of this 2266-nucleotide messenger RNA. Its product is annotated as potassium voltage-gated channel subfamily KQT member 1-like. NCBI's taxonomy places the organism in Eukaryota, Metazoa, Chordata, Amphibia, Anura, Bufonidae. Gene Ontology annotation, biological process: potassium ion transport; transmembrane transport. Gene Ontology annotation, cellular component: membrane. Gene Ontology annotation, molecular function: voltage-gated potassium channel activity. The record is from RefSeq and is a predicted model, not a curated record.
AUGUCGUGCAAUUCGGGGGAGUGCAGGGGGCUCCCCCUCUACAGCCGCUACUCAGCCCCCCCUGCUCCGGACCCCAUGCAUUACUCAUCUGUGGCCCUCAGCUCAGACCCCCCAUUAAACAAUGGCUCUGGGACCCCCUGCUCUGCUCAAGACCCCACGUUUCAGGUGAGCAACCAGACUGGGGGUGCCAAGGACAUCCAUGCAGAAUACUCCCGCAAGUGCUUCUACCGACACUACCUGACCCGCACCAGCAUGCAGGGCGAUAUCUAUAACUUCCUGGAAAGACCCAGCGGUUGGCGCUGCUUCAUCUAUCAUUUCAGUGUGUUCCUCCUCGUCCUCAUCUGUCUAAUAUUCAGCGUCCUGUCUACCAUAGAAUAUUACUCUGAAUUUGCCACUGGAACUCUUUUCUGGAUGGAAAUCGUCCUGGUGGUGUUCUUCGGUGCCGAGUAUCUUGUACGGCUAUGGUCAGCAGGCUGCCGCAGUAAAUAUGUUGGCUUCAGGGGCCGGAUACGAUUUGCUCGGAAGCCCAUCUCUAUAAUUGAUCUCAUUGUGGUCAUAGCGUCUAUUAUCGUACUCAGUGUAGGCUCCAAUGGACAAGUCUUCGCCACAUCUGCCAUUAGGGGGAUCCGAUUCCUGCAGAUUCUCCGCAUGCUACAUGUAGAUCGUCAGGGAGGAACAUGGAGACUUUUAGGAUCUGUAGUGUUCAUUCAUCGUCAGGAGCUGAUCACCACUCUGUAUAUUGGAUUCUUGGGGCUGAUCUUCUCCUCCUACUUUGUCUACCUGGCUGAGAAAGAUGCUGUAGAUGAAGAGGGAAGGACUGGCUUUUCCAGCUAUGCUGAUGCCCUCUGGUGGGGAGUGGUUACAGUGACGACUAUAGGAUACGGGGAUAAAGUCCCACAGACCUGGAUCGGGAAAACCAUCGCUUCUUGCUUCUCUGUCUUUGCCAUAUCGUUCUUUGCUCUUCCAGCUGGAAUUCUUGGCUCUGGAUUUGCUCUUAAGGUUCAACAGAAGCAAAGGCAAAAACAUUUCAACAGACAGAUCCCAGCGGCGGCAUCGCUGAUCCAGACUCUCUGGAGGUGUUAUGCUGCUGAGAAGUCCUACAGCUCAACAGCCACGUGGAAAAUUUACCUAACUCCUCCAGAUCAGGGAAACAAGACAGCACCAGCACCACUCAGUCCGUGCACACGGAGACAGAACAGAAGAAGUAAGAAGAAGACCAAGUCUGUACACGAGGCCCUUGUCACCCCGACAAGUCCAACAUUGGCUCCACUAUGCCUCUCCCCAAUUCCACGAGGGCCCCGAGUCUCCCCCCCAGAGAAUGCACUGUCUGUGCCUCACAUCACCUACCAUCACGCAGAGGACGAGAAGAGAGACGCAAACUUCCAGGGACCAGCAGGUCGCUGUAGAUCUUGGUCUACCCUCUCUAUCUGCACAUCUGGUAUCUCCACAAUACAAGGGAGGGGUCGGCCGGACGAAUCUCUGCCAGAUAUCUCCAGGACUAACAGCUACACUGAUGACAUGGAUGCAGCGAGCGAGGAGAGCCCUCUGCCGGCAGUGACAGAUAUAUCACACACUAUGAGCAGACUGACAGACGCACACAGGACAGCAGUGAAGGUCACCCGUCGCAUGCAGUAUUUUGUUGCCCGCAGGAAAUUCCAGCAAGCCCGCAAACCAUAUGAUGUCCGAGAUGUGAUUGAACAGUAUUCCCAGGGACAUCUGAACAUGAUGGUACGGAUCAAGGAGCUACAGAGGAGAUUGGACCAUUCCCUCGGCAAGCCGGGCCUCUUCCUCCCAGAGAAGGGCGUUGAUAAGGGGUUCUACACGGUCGGAUCGAGGCUCAUGCGCCUGGAGGAGAAGGUAACUCAGAUGGACACCAAGCUAGAUGAAAUCCUACGUGUCUUCCGAGCUCAGUUGGUGCCAGAAGAGGACCAGAUGUUUCCUCCUGCGCCUGCAUCCCCCACUUCCCACAGGCUGCACCCCUCUCACAGUUCCCCAACUCCCAGUCGGCGAUUCUGAGAACCAUGGUCCAUCUCUUCCAAGGGUCAAGAGAAUGAAUCGUCCGCCACCACUUGUCAAAGUGGCAGAUGUCACUGAGCUGCAUAAGAGGCUUCCUAGGACUGACUCAACAGUCUACAAGAGACAUUCUCCUACCAAGAGUCAACCAGAGCUCCUCGAGGCGCACCAAGUUAGAAAUGCCACAAAAUCCCAUAAGUGGUGCCACAUAUCCACAAGCCCAACAGACCUCCAUUAGAGAUGCCACGUGAAA